Molecule: messenger RNA, 1015 nt
Organism: Nematolebias whitei (Rio pearlfish)
Lineage: Eukaryota; Metazoa; Chordata; Actinopteri; Cyprinodontiformes; Rivulidae
Gene: upb1
Product: ureidopropionase, beta
Exons: 6
Coding region: 224-1015 (263 amino acids)
Molecular function (GO): beta-ureidopropionase activity
Source: RefSeq, a predicted model, not a curated record
CCCUCGUUGUUUGAGUUGGGACAGCUGCACACAGCUCGGUGUGCAGCUGCCACAGGGAGGGGAGGCUCUCAGUUUAAAGGUUAACCUCGGUAAAUCUCUUUGGAAAACACUGGUCUUUAUAUAACAAGUCAAACAGAGAACGCGUGCAGACAGUCACAUGCAGAAGGAGAACUGAAGCUCUUCUCUCGCUGCUGGGAGCUCCACGCUCGAAGGAGCAGUAAAAAUGUCCAUGUGUGAGUUUGAGUCUCUGGAGAAAUCCCUGGAGUCGCACCUUCCAGAAGCGGAACUGGCCCAGGUGAAGAGGAUCUUAUUUGGAAAGGAAACACUGAAGUUGGAGCUUCCAGCCUUCGCCGUUCAAGCUGCUUCUGAGCGUGACUUUGAGCUGAAAGGUUACAAGUUUGAAGCUGCACAGGAGCAACUCAGACCACCCAGAAGAAUCAGAGUGGGACUCGUCCAGCACCGCAUCGUUUUGCCAACUGAUGCUCCAAUCCUGGACCAGAUCGGUGCCAUGCACAGUCGUGUUGGCGAGAUAGUUGAGGUUGCAGCCAUGUGUGGCGUGAACAUCCUCUGCUUCCAGGAGACCUGGACUAUGCCCUUUGCUUUCUGCACCCGAGAGAAAGAACCAUGGACGGAGUUCGCAGAGUCCGCUGAGGAAGGAAACACCACACGUUUCUGCCAGGAGCUUGCCAGAAAAUACAACAUGGUAGUUGUCUCCCCGAUCCUGGAGCGAGAGGAGCUGCACAACACUCUGUGGAACACGGCGGUGGUGAUCUCCAACUCUGGAAAUGUGCUGGGAAAGAGCAGGAAGAACCACAUUCCCAGGGUGGGAGACUUUAACGAGUCCACGUAUUAUAUGGAGGGUGACACAGGCCACACUGUGUUCCACACACAGUUUGGGAAGAUUGCAGUAAAUAUCUGCUUUGGACGUCAUCACCCCCUGAACUGGUUCAUGUACAGCAUGAACGGAGCUGAGAUCAUCUUCAACCCCUCUGCCACUGUUGGUGCUCUCAGGUAA